AUGGGGCUGUGUGCGUUCGUGCUGUUGGGGAAUUGCGCGACGCAGGCGUGUUACGUCGGUUUCGGAGCGGCGUGGCCGAGGAAUCCAUGGCAAGCGGACGCGCUGCGGUAUUUAGGGUUCGGAAGAUUGGAUGGCAUCAUAGACUACGUGCUGUUCUUUGUGCCUUAUUUCGGGAUCGCGCUCGCGGGAGGAAGUAAGCUGUACGUGGAUGGGGCGAGCGAGCGCGCGAGCGCGCUCGACGGCGGCGACGCGGAAGGGGCGUUUGCGACGACAGUGAGCGAUAAGGAGACGGUGAUGCGCGUGACGGUGUGUACGGCGGCGUUAGCGGCGGUGACAGUGCCUUCACUGUCGUCGAUGAUGUAUUUAUUAUUCGUGGUGUCGUAUUUCGCAACUGAGAUGCGGCGCGGCGUCGGUGGCAAAUUUCAAGGUGCGCGCGAGAGUUUAUUAAAUCUUCCGCGAAGGGCCACGGUGGCGUGCUUGUGCUACACCGCGAUUCAUUUCAUGGCAAUUUACAUGUAUCAGUUACCGGAGUUGCAAGACGCGGCGCGAGAGUCUUCGGCGCAGUUGCUUGGGUUGUAUUCGAUGGAUAGGACGGAAGGGCCGGUGGCGCGAUUGUUGCGUUUGACGCAAAUCAUCGCUAUCGGCGGGCUAUUCAUGGCGCUGUGUGCGGUGGAGUCACACGACAGCGAUUACGAUACCGCAGACGGUGAAGGUAUUAGAGCGCCUUUGAUGGAGGGGGAGUCAGCUUCAGAUGCAGACGUCGUGGACACCUACGAUGACGCGGGAACAGUCGCCCGCUUGCUGGCUCGAUUUGGCGGCGUCUUGGCUGGCUUUACGUUACUCGCGACGUCAUUACUCGUCGUUAACGUAAUUGCGUACCCCAUGCUUUUGCUAGGAUUGAUUCUCGUCGUGAACCCAACGCGUCACACGACGUUUGCGAACGUGCACGGUCCGGUGAUUUUCGCCUACGUCGCGCUUUGGAGCGUUGGAGAGUACGCCCUGCUUUGCAUUCCACCAGUGAUGAUGUCAUCCAUGAACGGCAAAGUAAGAGUUUUGCUACAAAUAUUCGGUGCAUCGCCAGCGCACAACGGCGAGCAAUCGGGCAUUAACGCGUGUUAUAUGGGCAGUUUAGUAGCCACGCUCACCUUUGUCGGUUGGCUCACAAAGAACGCCAAGAGUACCCCGACGGAUGACGUUCUGGAACAAAGAGUGCAGGAUGGUGUCAUUGUGGAUUUUGUACCAUUAGAUGACCUUGAGAUUGAGCAUAACCCGGCCGUCGACGACAGUCGCUUGAUGUGGGAUUUGCCUUUAGUUCAGUUGAUCUCACACCUCUUGGUGCCCUUCGCACUGUGGAUUGUGGCUCUAUCGCGAGCCGAUUUACUCCACGCCGCAUUGCUAUUGGCAUUCUUGUUCAAUAUCCUCAAACCGGGAGACCGGACGGUAUUGCAUCUGACGGCACAAACACUCGCUGGCUUUGUUGCGGCGUUGUAUCUGUGGGCGAUGAAUGAACACGUUAAUAUAUUCAAUGUGUACCACACGAAGUGGGCGACGACAUUGCGUGUUUUAGGCCUUGAGCAAUCAAACAUGAUUCACACGACUGGACCUUUCGCCUGCGUUUUGGUGGUAAUUUGCAUCGUGCUGUACCUGCAGAAGGUCCUUAACGCGCUGACGCCGGAAACUGAGGAAGAUAGUGCGCCUGGCCAGGGAACCUUGAACUCAUUGGUGUCUUUGGGUAAAGCCGUAGUGUACGAGUGCUCGUUGGUGCUCAUGAAGUUGAUGACGCGCUUUGGCGCUUAUUUAGUGCUCUUGGUUGGUCUGGUGACGCUCGAAACGUCGCAGUGUUCGCUGAUAAACUUGACACUUCUCGUACUCCUUGGAUUGAAUUGCAUCGCUAAACGGCACUCAGAAGAAACCGAGUCCGGUCGAUGGCGCGCUGUUCUGUUGUUCUGUUUAUUCAAUCUCGCGAGUCGUUACGCCUUUGGCGCUUUCCCGCUCGACGAAAUUUUUGGAUUCUCCACCGAGUUCAAGGCGUUCCUCUCAAACGCGGUAGGGUUGGCGCAAAAUGUCGAGCCAGGCAAGCUCAUGGCUGAAUUGAUCGGACCGAGCACUCUCCUCGUCGUAACAUAUUUCCACGAGAUUGGAUUGCUCACGAUGAGCAAUGCAGUGGAUGCGAGACGAAGUCUGCCGUUGGCCGCAACCGAGCUUGGCUUUCUGCCACUUGUGAAGCGAGCCAUCAUUUUGCACACAAAUAAAAUCGUUACCCUCUGUGCAAUCUUGUUUAGUCUCGAGCGCCGAGAUUUGCUCGGAUUAUUGAUGCUCGCAGCACUCAUCGCAGCGACGUUGUCGAUGAAAACGAGCGAUGGUCCCACCGAACUGGUUGGUACAGUUGCACUCAUUUCUGCCAUCAUCGAUUACGCCUAUAAGAUUCAAUACACUCAAGCGGGACAACAUUGGGGUAUUUUGACUCUCUUGGGUGCGCAUAAGUGGCCAGAAUCGCCGAGUGAUUUCAUACCAGAGAAUGAAUCCAUGCUUCGCUAUCCGGUGCUGGUGAUACUUUCCGUUGAGUUGACCAAGGCGACACGCUUCUGGUUGAGGAAACUACCACCGGCGUUGAAAUCUGGAUGUUCUCCUGAACCUUGUCACCUCUUCUGGCCGCAACGCGACGCACGAGCGAUGCUUGUUCAACGAAAAACGGAAAACACCGAUGCAAGCAAGGAAAUGGACGACUUAGAUGACAAAGCAAUGUCUGAAAUCUCGGAGAGCACGUCCGACAUCGCGGAUGAAGGCGAAAGUGCGGCGAGCGAUGAGGCACGUCGCGAAUUCACUAAGCGAGUGAGAGAAAAUGCACAAACGAAUCUGGGACAGAUGAUUAUGCUCCUUUCCAUCGUUCCUGAAAUGAUUGAAGGCAUGAUGGCGAAUCUCAUGCCAGGUUUGUUGUACGUAGUCUUUGCGAUUGUCGGAAUCGCGUCUACAAACAUGCUGUCUCUCGUCUACUUAGGGGUAACUUUCAAGUUGAUUAACAGUAAGCUUGGGUCCACGCCGCGUGACCGCUUGCUCUUAUGGCGCUUUACUACGGCGAUCUGCGCCUUGAUAGUCCUAUGGCAGUACGUUGUCUCGAUUGAUAUCGUGCAAAACCGCGUGGAUGACGUUCCGCCGUCUCCUCCACCAUCGCCGUCGUUUGCACGGGCACUCCUCUCCACUGCGAGCGAACAAAUGCGGCUUUCACGAGAGACUAGACAGUGGCUUGCCGUUUACCCAUGCAGCAAAAUGAUGCUGUUUGGCUAUUUUAGCGCUUUCUUUAUCGCCGCUUGCCAACUGAGGAUGGAUGCCAUUUUAGCAGCUCUGGAAGAGCGCGCGCGAAUGACGAUAGAGGCGACGCAAGCAGAAGGCGCGGAGUUAGAUGAAGCUAUGAUUUCAGAGUUGAUCGCCACGAUGGUACCGAGGCAAACACCGACACAAGUUGCUUUGCUCCCGCCGGAAACGCAGGAGACGUCGUACUUUGACAUCUUAUUCGCACCGCUUACCUGGGAAGCAAGUACAAAUUGGACCAUCCUUGAAUGGAUGCGAUACUUUUACUUGCGAUACGCAGUUGACUGGGCAUUGGUCAUGGUGAUUUUCUUUGGCACUUUUUCGCGAGAUCUCAUGCACGUUGGCUAUUUGAUUUUGCCAUUCUAUUUUCUCCGUACGCGCGAUUCUUUGAGUAUGGACAGUCUGAUGGGCUUGAGAAUUUUGCAACUGUACAACGUAUCCGUCAUCGGCGCGAUUCUCCUUUACCAAGCUCCGCUUGAAGGCUUACUAGGUGACUGGUACGUAUCUGUUGAGUCUGAAUGUUCGCUACUUCAAGGCUUUGGAUUUUACAAGCUUCCCACGGUGCUCGGAUGGCAGUCUGGUCAACUUUCACCGGAUUUGGUCAUUUUUGCCAUCGUUCACUUGUUGAGAAGCAUCAUCACUCAGCCCACAUACAAAGCCGCGAUGAUUAUGCGUCGCCAGUCCAUUGAAGCGGAGCGCAUUGUCGACGAUGCGUUGAAGCGGGGAUGGAUUCAUGAAAGUUUGGCAACUUGUUUGACCAAGGUGAGCGAGAAAGAAAAUCGUCGUCAAAGAGUAGAGGACAUCAGGAACGAAAUCACAAGUCUGUCUCGAGAGAUUCUCGCUGUGGAAAGUCGAGGCACUCGUCGCAAACCGACGGGCGACCGCAAGCCACCAAGUGAUACAAUCCGCCGUCGGCGUGGCGUCAGAGACAGCGAUGACGAUGAGAACAAUGAAGAAUGGAUCAGAGAAGACGAAGACAACGCCGAAAGGCAGGACUUGCGAGCAGCGCAACUCCGUGAUCACGAGCUGAAGAUGCGCACGAGUGUGGAUGACCCGAAGAAGGAUUUGACAGCCUUACUUCAUACCUGGCUUGGUGAUCGCAGCUCCACAAUUGGCUUAUUAUUUGGCGCCUUUUUGAAAGCAUGGCCGUGGUUGACAGCACCCCGGUAUUCAAUGUGCUAUUUUUUCAUGAUACUGGCUUUUGCCAUCGAUUUCUCCAUCGCUGCUCUCGUCUUUCCCACGUCAAUCAUCGCAUACGGACUGAUGACGUAUCCAGUGGUGCCUGCCGGAUUUUGGCGAUUGAUUCUCUUGUACGCCGAAUUAUCGCUCGCCGUUGCGUACGUUGUUACUAUUCCUUGUUCUUUGCAAUGCUCGGGUAUGACCGCCUGCGCUCAUACGGGAGUCGUGUUCGGUAUCCAGGAUGCCAGUAGUGCGUUUGUCCCUUCCAUGAUUGGUGCGUUCAUGGCAUACAUCGCCAUCACGGUGCACCACAGCGCUCAGCAAACACCAAGAGAUGAAAUUCAUCGUCGCGAAGAGCGUGACGAGGGCAAUAACGGCGACUUGUUCGCCGCGAACGCCCUGUUUUCCAGGUUUAAAAAUGUCCAUUUUGCGGAAUUUGAAAUGAAUUUCGCGCGCCAAGACGAUUCUGAGUCUUCACCUUUCCACAUCGAAGUCUCUCGAGGAUUGCUAGCAGAAAUGGAUAAUUUCUUCCAACGAAUCUUAACUCCGGAAGCUGAGUAUGGUCCGUCAUUCGUAGCGCUUUCAGUCCUCGCACAGGAAGAUGCAGAGCCAGAUUGGGAUGAAAUUGUCGCCCGAGUGAACGACGCACUCAUUAAUCACCAGACGAUUUCUGAAGGUGGCUCAAAACUACCGCUUUCGUACUACACGCUCGAGUUUGUGCAAGUAGACACCGAUAGUCUACGAACGAGCCCGGGACAUCGUGCCGCAAUAUUCCGCGUUAUAGCCCCAGUUUCCGUCCUUCGUCCUAGUGCGGAGGCGAGUAAAGCGCUUGAGGCGAUGCAACUCAGAGAAGCUGCUGGCGGCUCAGAUGUAGCCCCGCUUGGCCUCACGUCUGUUCGUGGUUUCCACCAAGAAGGUCAGGACUUUUACACCGCGACGCUUUGUUUCGACAUCCUCGCAACAUUCUUCGUGGCGAUUUGCUAUCAAAACACGGUGGACUCAGAUGCAGAGGCAUUGGUGGAGACAUACUAUCAAGGUUUGUUCAAAAUUGACUACGUCGUAUCCGUCUUCAUUUGCUUGGUACUCAUCGUCGUUGAUGGAGUGAUUUACAUGAAAAAAGCAAAGAUUGCCAAAGUUUUCUACCACUACUUGACGUAUGCUGGAUUUGUUGGAUUUUUGUUGAUGAUUUUCCACCAGAACACGACGGCACGUCACUCGUAUUUGCAAUUCUUUUUCCUCCUUAAGUCGUUGUCGUUCACUCUCGGAGCGCGACAAAUACGCUGUGGGUUCCCAGCUGAAGUAUUCACGAACAGCUUGAUCUUCCAGCGUUCUGAUAUUAUUUCUUUUGGAGCUUUCAUGGCGUACUUUUCGAUUCCGUUCAUGUACGAAUUACGCGUGUUGCUCGAAUAUGCUUGCACGGACAGCGCCCUGGAUCUUUACGACUGGUUGAAGCUUGAGAACAUCUCGCGUGACUUGUUCAGAAUCAACGUCCGGAAUAACACUUAUAGAAAGUAUCAUCCGUUCGGUCAACCCCAACCAUGGUGGAAAAAAGUUUUCCUCGAGGGUGGUGGUCUUUUUACGAUCAUUUUCAGUCUGUUGGUCGUGCCGUUCUUCGUAUUCAGCACAUCAAACCCACAAGUCGACAUCAAUCCAGUCUACGAUAUUCGGUUCAACAUGAGCUUGAUUGGAGCAGAAAACACCUUCAAGUAUCCAAUCUUUGAAGGCGGAUUCAGAAAAACGAUUGAAACGAUGCCGUGGUCGACUCUUCGCACGGAUGGACCGAUACCAAUGAUAAACAAGCCUGGACAAAUACAGGAGGCGUGUUUGGCGAAAGACAGCGACACCGUCUGGUCGCCCCCUCCACCUUCUAUCGAGGCUUUGAAGAAGUCUCUCUCAAGUGGUGCAAAACUAACCACGGGUUGGAUGUUUAAACGUCAUUUACCGCUGGAUAAUCCUAUUUUAUAUUCAGAAGGCGUCGACUACACCUUUGCAGAAGACGAAGCCGCCGCGCUUAUCAGAGUGCUCAACGGCGAACAAAACAAUGUCUUCUUGGAAAACAUUUACCCGCGAGUUUGGCACUUGCACGGCAAAGGUUCGCCCGUGCCGAAUUAUUCGAGUCAACAAAGUAUAAGUUGCACGCUUGCCCUGAAUGGGUACAACACGACCUCACCGUGGUGGUCCGUCGAUUGCGGAACAUACGUCGUUCCCCUCGCAGCCUCGGAAGAGAAUCGACAGAGUUUGGAUUGGUGGCGACCCUGCAGUGCGUUUGAGAACGGUCCUGAGAUCGUGUUGAUCUCAUCCGAAGUACCGACCGGCGUUUUUGCGACGUUCAGUCAAUUUGUUGGUGGUCUGACGGGCGUGUACGUCGUCUACAUCUUAACUUUGGCGUCCAUCGUUCGAGGCUUCACCAACAAUCUCGUCGGCAGCAUCCAGCACGUCGAUUUGCCAUCAACGCACCGUCUCAUCUCGCUGUGCAGCGAUAUUUACAGCGCGCGUCAAGUGAGAGAUUUUGUUCUCGAGGAGCGUCUUUAUUGGCUUCUCAUCCGUAUCUACCGUUCUCCAGCCGUGCUGUUCGAGUUUACUCGAACGUCGGAUGGCAGCGCGAUGCCCCUGCGUCCGAAGACGUCUUGA
Molecule: messenger RNA, 7119 nt
Organism: Ostreococcus lucimarinus CCE9901
Lineage: Eukaryota; Viridiplantae; Chlorophyta; Mamiellophyceae; Mamiellales; Bathycoccaceae
Exons: 1
Coding region: 1-7119 (2372 amino acids)
Biological process (GO): regulation of membrane potential; cellular response to mechanical stimulus; detection of mechanical stimulus
Cellular component (GO): membrane
Molecular function (GO): monoatomic cation channel activity; mechanosensitive monoatomic ion channel activity
Source: RefSeq, a predicted model, not a curated record